Cucumis sativus (cucumber) is the source of this 1363-nucleotide messenger RNA. Its product is annotated as GDSL esterase/lipase At5g22810. NCBI's taxonomy places the organism in Eukaryota, Viridiplantae, Streptophyta, Magnoliopsida, Cucurbitales, Cucurbitaceae. The coding region runs from base 34 to 1080 and encodes 348 amino acids. The transcript is spliced from 5 exons. The record is from RefSeq and is a predicted model, not a curated record. Gene Ontology annotation, molecular function: hydrolase activity, acting on ester bonds.
CAUUUUUUCAAACAAACUCAUUUGGUGUGACUGAUGGAUACUACUUGUUUAUCUAUUUUCUUUCUUCUCCUUGCUCCUGUGAUCUCUCUGGCAAAUGGUCAGCCCCUGGUUCCAGCAUUGUUCACAUUCGGGGACUCUGUCCUCGAUGUUGGGAUCAAUAAUCAUCUUAAAACCCUCAUUAAAGCAAACUUCCUCCCUUACGGAAGAGAUUUUAUAACUCACAAGCCUACGGGAAGAUUCUGCAAUGGGAAACUUGCCUCAGAUUUCACUGCUGAGUACCUAGGAUUUACAUCUUACCCACAAGCUUACCUCGGUGGAGGAGGAAAGGACCUCCUGAUUGGAGCAAGCUUUGCCUCAGCUGCUUCUGGAUACCUAGACACAACUGCAGAAUUAUAUAAUGCACUUUCCUUUACUCAGCAGCUGGAACACUACAAGGAGUAUCAGAACAAAGUAGCUGAGGUUGCUGGAAAAUCCAAUGCUUCAUCUAUUAUAUCUGGUGCCAUUUACCUUGUCAGUGCUGGGAGCAAUGACUUUCUGCAAAACUAUUACAUCAAUCCUCUACUUUACAAGAAAUAUACAGUUAGUCAGUUUAGCGAAAUCAUCAUCACCUCCUACAUAAUUUUCAUUCAGAAUCUAUAUGCAUUGGGAGCACGGAGAAUUGGAGUAACAACAUUGCCACCGCUUGGAUGUCUCCCAGCAGCCAUAACAGUUUUUGGAUCUGAUAGCAACGAGUGUGUGGCAAAGCUAAACAAUGAUGCAGUUGCGUUCAAUAGCAAGCUCAAUGCCACAUCUCAGAGCUUACGAACCAAGCUUUAUGGCCUCAAUCUGGUUGUCUUGGACUCUUACAAACCUCUCUAUGACCUUAUCACAAAGCCCGCUGAACAUGGUUUCUCUGAGGCAAGGAAGGCCUGCUGUGGCACCGGCUUGCUUGAAACAUCAUUCCUAUGCAAUACAGAAUCGGUAGGGACAUGUGCUAAUGCAUCUCAAUACGUGUUCUGGGAUGGAUUCCACCCUUCAGAAGCUGCAAACAAGUUCUUAGCUAGUAGUCUGCUAGCCAGUGGCAUCUCUCUCAUUUCAUAAAUCAUACACCUGGGUGUUUCAAAGUAGUUUCCUGCUAUAGGAAUUUACUUAUUGUGUGGUUGCGUGCUCCACUUUAUUGCUUUCUUCUGCAGAGAAAUAAAGGCUGAAAGGGAAAACAAGCACAGAGUGUGCUAUCUCUUGCUAUUCUUCAUCUAUUAAAGUUGUGUAACAUGCUGCUGGUGAUAGCCACUUGAAACCUGCUCCUUCUUAUAUUGACCAACUUCGUAUAUCUAGGAGGGAAAAUAAGUACUCCUUUAUGCGUACUUGUGUAAAAACAACUAAA